AUGACCAAUCAGCGCUCGUAUCGCUAUCAUGAACCUGUCUUUCCUUCUGGCAAAAUUGCCAUUGCUAUGAAGGAAGAGCAAAAUGAUGCAAAAGCUUCCAAGCACGAUGCCCCUACUCAGCACGCUGCACCCACCCAGCACGCUGCACCCACCCAGCACGCUGCACCUACCCAGCACGCUGCACCCACCCAGCACGCUGCCACCACCCAUGCUUCCACUGCCUCUCUACGCUCCCUCUUGGUUGGGAAGUUGCCUGACCAAAGAACCCUGACCAAGACCAUAAAAAGGAUGGUUUCCCCCAUCAAAACCACACCUUCUUUGGCCCAGGCACGUGCACGACCCUCUGCCACCCUCACCCAUCCAACUGUGUCCAUUGAGGGAGCCACAGGGCCCACAGCCACCCUCACCGACCCGACUGUGUCCAUUGAAGCCACCGCAGGGCCCUCAGCCACCCUAACCCACCCCUCUGUGUCCACUGAGAUAGAUGACAGCACACUGCUGGCAGAGGCAACUAUGUUUGAGGAGGCACAUGUGGCAUCAAAACGAGUCUGUCUUCCAGCUGGAUGGAUACACACCCUGCCUGAAGUAGACCAAAGGUGGAUAUCCAAGGCCCUGUUCAGGUGGGCUGCACCAGGCCGUCCUGAGCUGAUCUAUAACAGGGUGGACAAACUUUGGUGGUAUCCUCCACCGGUACCACUGAAGACCAGUAGUGCUCCUUCCUUGGAGAAUUACUUUGGCCAUCCUCUGCUGCUCUGGAUGCCACGAAAGCUGUGGCAAUUGAAGCUGACCUGUCCACAUCCAGACUGUCAGAAAGACCUUCUGACCUCAGCUGGCCUGCAUCAAAAGAUCAGGGUCGUGAUUGCUUUAAAUAGUGUGUACUUUGUGGCAUCUGAGUACCUGGCCUGCCGAAGAUGUAAGAGAAAGGUCAUCAGCUGGAGCCAUAAUAUCGUCUCCCAACUCGACAUUGGCCACAGAGUGCAGUUUCCCUGCAUUCUAACCUCAAAACUUGCAUGUGACUUUCAGGUAGUAUGUUUGAUGCGUCAACGAGGCCUGGGAAACAGCAGCAGCCAGAUCCAGCGCAAGCUGCAGGAGCGUCAUGCUGAGGUCUGGUUGCAAAAAACAGUCCAAUAUCUUACAGAUUGCAAGGGGAUUGCCAGUGCUGUCACAUCAAGCUUGAUACUGCCUGUGACAUUUGAACCGCUUCCUCCAAUGCCUUCUGUCCCUAAGCACCGGUGGCUGAUGCAGGUCUAUGCCCAGGAUGUCCUGCAACGGCUGGAUGAGAUCAAGGCCGCUAUAACAUCACAAUAUGGUCGGAUCUUAAAAAUGGAUUCCACAAAAAAAGUAGCCAGAAAACUAGCAGGACCCAGCCAUGGCACCGCUGCCUGGGCAACCAAUGUUGGAAAUGAGCAUGGACAGGUGAUCAUGUCCGUGCUCACAGCAAGUGAGGGUUUUGGUCUUGGGCCAAUGAUUGAAGGCCUCAUUCGGAGAUACAGAGUGGCUGGGGUAGCUCCUCCCGAGGUACUGUAUGUGGACCGAGACUGCUGUGGCAACACUCUUCUGAGGAGGAUGUUUGAAGAGUGGGAGCAAAUGACCAUCCGGUUGGAUAUAUGGCACUUUAUGCAGAGAUUUUCUGUGGGUUGCACCACCGACUGUCACCCGUUAUAUGCCACAUUUAUGAGUCGCCUCAGCCACUGUAUUUUCAAGUGGGACCAGGACGACCUGACGGCCCUGAAGAUGACAAAGCGUGCAGAGCUAGAAGCUGACUGGAGACCAUCAUCUGAAGCUGAUGUACUGCGCCGUAUCAGCCGUAGCGAGCUAGCCCUACAUUGCAGGAGAACCACUCGUGGGACCAAGGAGACCCUGACGAUGAUUGAGAGCCUCAUUCAGGCCUUUGAAGGAGAUGCUGGUCGUGACACUCUGGGAGUCCCUUUAAUAAACUCAGCCCGGAUGAGUGAGAUCAUAAAGUCCCAGCGAAAGCAUGUGGCCUGCAUCCAGGAUCCUCAAGGUGUGCAGCUCUACAUGCAGACGGGCACUUUAAUGAAGGGAGGGCAUCGUCUGCCAACUUACCGCUGUGCCAGAGGUUCUACUUCGCUGGAGUCUUUUCAUCUGCACCUCAACAGAUUCAUCCCAGGCACGCUGGCAAGUGACACCUUUUUUCAGGCGUAUCUUUUGGAUGGACUUGCAAGGUGGAAUGAGGACCGGGCUGUGGCAGCAACGACUGAUGAGCAGCAGCCACAUUCCUAUAGUCAUCUUCUCCGUCAUGCUGCCAAUAUUCUUUCAGAGGAGGUCAUGGGCAUGAAAAUCAGCCCUUAUGUUGGGCCAAGAAAGUACACUGGUGAACUUAUCGGAGUAGAGUAUCUUUACCAGCAAACUGGUAAAGUUCUGCAGGACUACAGGUUGGCCAUUGAAGAGUCUGAGACCACUGAGGUUGCUAUAGAGGUGGAGGAAACUUAUGAUGAACUUGAGGAGUUUCAAGACAUCACUGUCCCCACCUUUGACACAGAGCGGAUACCUUCUGCUGCUUCACAAGCAUCAGUGUCUGCAGCAUCAUCUUCAACCCCUCCGGCAACCAGACCCAAGUCAUCACUGUAUGUGUCACCAGUGAGAUCUCCUGUCACCAGCUCUACGUCAUCACUGUCUGUGGUCCCUCCAGUACCAGUCACAUCUUCUGUUUCCAGCUCACUGCACACUCAGCCAGCACUAUCUCCUGGCGCACAUAGCUCCCCAGGUAACCAAGGGUCCACAGAAACUGACCUUCCAACAUCUGAAGAGAACCCUUUGCAUGAUGAUUGUGUUGGACCCGAUAAUAUUGAAGGUUAUGGAGCUGUGCAGGACUUGGCAGAGUAUUUGUUCAACCUUAGAGAACACCGUCUGGCCUUAACUGGAGAAGAGUCUGAUCAAAUCAUCAACCUAUGGCAGGCAUUGGGGGAGUUUGAUAAGAAAAAGACCACUAAAGCCGAAAUAUACUCGGAAAGCUUAGCCGGACGCGGACGCGGAAAAAAAGUAUACCCGGGCCUUUACUCGCCACGUCACCAAACCAACCUAAAACAGGGACGAUUCAGGGCCAGUAAGAAGAAUGUGGCACCAGGUGUGGAGAGCACCAGAAGAUGUUUCGUUGGGAAUCGUAGUCCUGCACAGAGGCCUGACUGCAACAGAGUGGUGGAGGGCAUCUUCAUAAGGCUCUGUGCUCUCUACCAAAACGCGGUGCGUGAUAAUGGAGAGAGGGUCACCCGCUUCACAAUGAUUGCACGGGUCUACAGACAUAUCCGAGAGUGCAUCCUCACCAAUGAUAGGGUGAUGAGAGAAACCACCAUCCAGCUUCCACAGAUGAACGCUAAAACAAUCUCAGACUGGUUCUCCAAGCGUGACAAGUCACAGGAUGUGGGGGUUACAAAGCAGGGUAUCAAUUUCCCAGAUGCACCCAUGGCUGGACCUGAGAAGCUUCCUGCGGCUUUGCAGAAAGGGCCGAACCUAUUUCCAGGGAGCUUGGCUGAGCCUCACCUUUUUGUCCUGCCAAGAAACACUGCUGGGGAGGCAAAACUCAAGAGGAGGUCACAACCUCCAGCCAUCUCCCAGGCACCACCAUCACAUCAAAGACUCCCUAUCAUUGCACCAGCAAUACCCGUCUCUCUGCCUUUCAUUUUGCCCUCCCUGCAGCUUCCGACAGUUGUAGAUACAUCAUCUUCAGUGCCUGGAACUUCACAGGUGGUGUUCUUUAACGUACCUUUACCUUCUGCUAUGCCACCAUCAGCUCAGACACAAACAUCCAGUCAAGCUGUACCUUACUCCACUCAGCAGUACAGGAAGAGAAAACAGAUGAGGGAGGACACUGGAACUGUCACACGCAAAUAUGUGAGGAAGACAGAUGUUAUUCUUUGUAGAAAGUGCAACAAAGAGAGAAAGCCACCAUCACAUCUUCAGUACUUUGGCAACUGGUACUGCAAAGAGACUGAGACUCAGUCAUAUGCUGAAUGGAGGGCUGUGCUGGAGGGACGUGGUUAUGGGGAAAAAAAAACAGGAAAUGACAAUCCUCCAGCUCCUUAAAAAUUUCACAUUUUAUAUACACACUAUAAAUAAUAUACACGCUAUACACACUGUAAAUAAUGUUAAGUUUACCUUGUUUAUGGUCAAGUUUUUUAUUGUUAUUGUUUAGGAUGACCUUUCAAAGUUGCACUACUGUGAUAAAUGUUUGUUUUGAUUUAAUAUUAUUUUCUUAGUCUGACAUGUUAAAGGUGCACUGCAAGUUUUUGUUUUUGUUAUUAUUAUUAUUAUUAUUAACAUUGAUACGUCAGAAUUGCACUACUAAGUUGAAUGUUUAUUUUAUUAAUGUUUACUAUUUAUUAUUUUAUUUUAAUAACAUUGCUGUUCUGGUUUUUUAUUUACCUUAAAAAUCUAUGCAAAUAAUAAAUGUUUAAUCCUUGCCCUCA
Molecule: messenger RNA, 4427 nt
Organism: Misgurnus anguillicaudatus (oriental weatherfish)
Lineage: Eukaryota; Metazoa; Chordata; Actinopteri; Cypriniformes; Cobitidae
Source: RefSeq, a predicted model, not a curated record